AUGCCUCGAACUAUGUUCAUCAACCCCUUCAAGAAGCACGAUGUCUCGGAGUUUCCGGACGUGCUAGUUCCUCUUGAUCAGUCUACCCAUCGCGCUUCAAUCUUCUCUACAGUACCUCAAAGUGAAAAGGGUAACAAGGACGAAACGCCUGCCGCCACGCGACCUCCGAGUGAAUCAGGAAGCGGUGUUGUUAACCAUGGCAUGACUAAGGAAUCGUUGAAGCAGGAGAUCAUCGCCGAUGUUGGAGCGGCUGACCAGGACACGCCCUAUGAUCGCAAGGCAAAGGUCAUUAACAAGGCCCUCCAAGAUAUGGGCAUGGGCAAAUACCAAUGGGAGCUCUUCGCUCUGUGCGGAGGUGGCUGGAUGGCCGACAACCUGUGGCUUCAGGGUGUCGCUCUUACCCUUCCCCAACUGUCUGCUGAGUUUGGCGUCAGCGAGACGGAAGUCCGUUACACAACUCUGGCACUGUUCCUUGGUCUCUGCAUCGGCGCCUCUUUCUGGGGAACUGCCUCAGAUGUUAUCGGUCGCCGUCUAGCUUUCAACUUCACCCUCUUCCUCGCUGGUGUUUUCGGUCUUGCCUCCGGCGGUGGACCCAACUGGAUCGGUACCUGCGCCUUGUACGCCUGCAUUGGUCUUGGUGUAGGCGGUAACCUUCCUGUCGAUGGUGCUCUGUUCCUGGAAUUUUUGCCACAGACAUCUGGCAGCCUCCUGACUCUACUAUCAGUCUUCUGGCCAGUGGGCAACCUGAUCGCCUCACUCUUGGCCUGGGCAUACAUUCCCAACUUCAGCUGCUCUUCGGAUACUCCCCUCGGACAAUGCGCUAAGGAAGACAACAUGGGCUGGAGAUACCUGGUCAUCACGCUCGGUGCCAUCACCGCUCUCAUGUUCGUCUGCCGCUUCUUCCUCUUCCACCUCUAUGAGUCGCCGAAGUUCUUGCUCUCCCGCGGUCGCCAAGCUGAGGCUGUCGCAACCAUCUACGGCAUUGCGCACUACAACAAGACUACUACCUGGCUCACUGAGGACAUCCUGAACUACGUUGGCGGCGACCAGGAGGUCACCCAGGAGGAUGUCGGCCUCAGCGUCUUCGAGAUUAUCAAGCGCUCGCUGAGCAAGUUCUCGCUUCAGCGCUUCAGCGCCCUGUUCGAGAACCGCACAUUGGCAAUUUCGACCUGCCUGCUCUGGUUCCAAUGGGCAACCGUCGGCAUGGGCUACCCCCUCUUCAACGCCUUCCUCCCCCAGUACCUCGCCAACUCCGGCGGCGAGGUUACUAACAGCGUCGCAACCGUCUAUCGCAACUACGCCAUUACCGCCAUCGUUGGUGUUCCCGGCUCUCUUUUCGCCUGCUGGACCGUCGACCUGAAGUACAUCGGCCGCAAGGGCACCAUGGCUUUCGGUACGGUCAUCACUGGUGUCUUCGUCUUUCUGUUCACCAUCUCUUCCGACUCGGACUUCCAGCUGGCGUUCACUUGCCUCGAGGCGUUCUUCCAGAACAUCAUGUACGGUGUGCUGUAUGCUUACACACCUGAAGUUUUCCCUGCGCCAAUCCGUGGUACGGGAACUGGAAUGUCGAGUUUCCUCAACCGUCUGGCUGGUCUUUGUGCGCCGAUUGUUGCUAUCCAGGCUGGUGCAAGCAACCCCAAGGCGCCCAUCUACGCAUCGGGAGGCUUGUUUAUCGCAGCUUUCUUCAGUAUGCUUUUGCUGCCUAUCGAGACUAGGGGCAAGCAGACGUUGUAA
Messenger RNA from Macroventuria anomochaeta, 1734 nucleotides. RefSeq names its product MFS general substrate transporter. Gene Ontology annotation, biological process: transmembrane transport. The transcript has 2 exons. The record is from RefSeq and is a predicted model, not a curated record. Gene Ontology annotation, molecular function: transmembrane transporter activity. Lineage: Eukaryota; Fungi; Ascomycota; Dothideomycetes; Pleosporales; Didymellaceae. The coding region runs from base 1 to 1734 and encodes 577 amino acids.